AUGGGUCGCAGUGGAAAAGGCCCCAAGAACAACAAGCAAAAUCUCGCUCCAGAGAAGGAAAGAUUCAUUCAAUGUUGUGCCGAUAUUACUUUGGAACUAACAAGUUCUUUGACAUCUGGGACCACCAGAGAAAUUAACUUGAAUGGUCUUAUCACUAAAUAUUCUAAAAAAUACAAGUUGAGACAACAACCGAGGCUGACUGAUAUUAUUAAUGCAAUCCCAGACCAAUAUAAGAAGUAUCUUUUACCAAAACUAAAGGCCAAGCCUGUGAGAACAGCUUCGGGUAUCGCUGUUAUUGCCGUUAUGUGUAAACCACAUCGUUGCCCCCAUAUUGCAUAUACCGGUAAUAUCUGUGUAUACUGUCCCGGUGGGCCUGAUUCCGAUUUCGAAUACUCUACACAGUCCUAUACUGGUUACGAGCCCACCUCUAUGCGUGCCAUUAGAGCCCGUUAUGACCCUUACGAGCAAGCGCGUGGUAGAAUUGAACAAUUGAAACAAUUGGGUCAUUCUAUCGACAAAGUCGAGUAUAUCAUUAUGGGUGGUACUUUCAUGUCUUUACCUAAGGAUUACCGAGAAGAUUUCAUUGUCAAACUUCAUAACGCUUUGUCCGGUUUUAAUGGUAAUGAUAUCGAUGAGGCAAUUCAAUAUUCGCAACAAAGUUUAACUAAAUGUGUUGGUAUAACCAUCGAGACCAGGCCGGAUUACUGUACUCAGACACAUUUGGACGAUAUGUUGAAAUACGGCUGUACAAGACUGGAGAUCGGUGUGCAAUCUUUAUAUGAAGAUGUUGCCCGUGAUACCAACAGAGGUCAUACCGUAAAGUCCGUAUGUGAGACUUUUAGCGUCGCUAAGGAUGCUGGUUACAAAGUUGUCUCUCAUAUGAUGCCUGAUUUGCCCAAUGUAGGCAUGGAGAGAGACAUUGAACAAUUUAAAGAAUAUUUCGAAAAUCCAGCUUUCAGGACAGAUGGGUUGAAGAUCUACCCAACAUUAGUCAUUAGAGGUACUGGUUUAUACGAACUUUGGAAGACAGGAAGGUAUAAGUCAUACAACGCCAACGCGCUUGUGGAUUUGGUUGCAAGAAUCAUGGCACUGGUCCCACCAUGGACAAGAAUUUAUCGUGUGCAAAGAGAUAUUCCAAUGCCUUUGGUCACUUCUGGUGUGGAUAAUGGUAAUUUAAGAGAGUUGGCAUUGGCCAGGAUGAAAGACUUCGGUACCAAGUGUCGAGACGUACGGACCAGGGAAGUUGGUAUUCAGGAAGUCCAUCACAAGGUACAACCUGAUCAAGUAGAGCUUAUCAGGAGGGAUUACUAUGCGAACGGCGGUUGGGAGACUUUCUUAUCAUACGAAGACCCAAAGAAAGAUAUCUUGAUUGGUUUGUUAAGACUAAGAAAGGCUUCAAAAAAUAACACAUACAGAAAAGAGUUCACGUCUCAACGUACAUCGAUCGUGAGAGAGCUUCACGUUUACGGUUCUGUCGUACCAUUGCAUUCGAGAGACCCACGUAAAUUCCAGCAUCAAGGGUUUGGUACUUUAUUGAUGGAGGAAGCAGAGAGGAUAGCACUCGAAGAGCACGGUUCAGAAAAGAUUUCUGUCAUUUCAGGUGUUGGUGUUAGAACAUACUAUGGCAAAUUGGGUUAUGAAUUAGACGGUCCAUAUAUGUCAAAGAAAUUAGUCGCCUCUUUUUAA
Messenger RNA from Torulaspora delbrueckii, 1686 nucleotides. It is a transcript of the gene ELP3, whose product is annotated as Elongator subunit ELP3. Gene Ontology annotation, biological process: tRNA wobble base 5-methoxycarbonylmethyl-2-thiouridinylation. Gene Ontology annotation, molecular function: acyltransferase activity, transferring groups other than amino-acyl groups; iron-sulfur cluster binding. Gene Ontology annotation, cellular component: cytoplasm; nucleus; elongator holoenzyme complex. The transcript has a single exon. The coding region runs from base 1 to 1686 and encodes 561 amino acids. The record is from RefSeq and is a predicted model, not a curated record. NCBI's taxonomy places the organism in Eukaryota, Fungi, Ascomycota, Saccharomycetes, Saccharomycetales, Saccharomycetaceae.